GAGCUCUCGAUUACUGGGAUCCUGGCAGCAUCGCCUGAACUGGCGACUGUGCUUUCUGCGGUCAGACUUGCCAACCUGAACUUCGUGUUGGAAGGAGUUGGCCCGUUCACAAUGUUUGCACCGACCAACGUGGCAUUCCAGCUGCUUGGUCCAGGCGUUGCAGCAUCGCUGACCAGAUCCGAGAACACCAACUUUCUGACGCAGGUCUUGCAGUACCACGUUUGCUAUGGCAACACGCUCAGCCAGAAUCUGCUGCCGGGUCAGGAGCUAUCAACUUUUGAGGGAGAACGCCUCACCGUGAACGAAGUUACGCCUUUCACAGUGAAUGGCGUGCCUGUUUCGCGACAAGAUUUGGUGGCCCAGAAUGGACUGGUGCACACAAUUAACAGAGUGCUUCUUCCCCCAAAUUUUGCGCUUCCGGCUCCUACUAUGGACUUGGUUCAGCUCAUUGCCAGUGAGGAUUACUUGUCCAUCUUGCAUGAGGCCAUUCAGCUGGCAGACCUGGAAAGUGCCUUAAAGGCCUCGGGGCCCCUGACAGUUUUCGUGCCGACAAAUGAUGCCUUCGAGAAACUAGGGCCUGGAAUCGCCUCCUCUCUUUUGCUUCCUCCGAACCAGCGGAAGCUACAGGAGGUCCUUUUGCAUCAUGUGGUGAGUGGGGCGCAGACCACCGCAGCUUUGGCGGUGGGAGUGACCUUGCAGUCGCUGGGCGGAGGCCCGCUUUUGGUCACACAGAAUGAUCCCCUCAAGAUCGAUUCGUUGUCGGGGGUCAUUAGUCCCAACGUCCCUGCCACAAACGGCUUGCUGCAUGUUAUGGAUGCAGUCAUUAUUCCUUUUGGCUUUGUGUAUCCUGACAAAAACAUUCGGCAAUUGGUCCAGCAAAGUCCAGAGUUGUCGCUUCUAGCAGCAGCAUUGUCUGCGAGCAGUGCGGGAUCUUUACUGUCAGGAAGCGAUCCAUAUACCCUCUUUGCGCCGACGAACGAAGCUUUUGAGCAAUUGGGGAUCGGUGUCGCGAGCUCGCUGCUCAUGCCGGCAAACCAGGCCAAGCUGGCGCAAGUUCUACGGUAUCAUGUUCUAGCAGGCAGCUUUCCUCGGGCAGACUUCACUGCCAACACGGCUGUCCAGACAAUGGAGCAGAGCCUGCUUAAGAUUAGCUCCGUAAAUCCGCUCACCGUGGACACUGCCAGGGUGAGAACUGUGGAUAUCCCAGCGACAAACGGAAUCGUUCACAUCAUUGACUCUGUGCUGCUCCCGCCUGGCUUCCGCUUCCCUGACAAAGAUGUCGUGCAAUUGGCCGACAGCACGGCGUCUUUGUCCACCUUCAACACGCUCGUUGCCCUGGCUGGUCUCAGGACCGACUUCACUGCGACAGGCCCGUACACAGUGUUUGCUCCGACAGAUUCUGCCUUUGCUGCUUUGGGUAAGUCGACUCUGGAUGUUCUGCAGCAGGCCUCGAAUAGAGACCUACUGCAAAGAGUGCUCAGAUAUCACGUUAUCAGUGGCAAGACAGACAGUACUUUGCUGAGAUAUGGCCGGGACAUCCAGACCAUCGAGGGCGGAAUGAUCCGAGUCACCCCGUGGACGGAGUUGGGAUGGCAAGGUGUGGCUUACCAGAGGUUCCAACCCCCGGUCACGCUGAACACGGAUGUCCAGGUCUCCACGGAGAAUGCCUUGGCGACGAAUGGAAUUGUGCAUUUUGUCAACAAGGUUUUGCUACCUCCCGGCCUGCAGCUUCAAACACCCACUGCAGAUGCGGAUGCUGAUGACCCUGGAGUCGUGCGAGUUAUGGCCAGCACUGCUUCCAGCAGCACACUGGCAGGUGCCCUGUGUCUUCUGAGCCUGGCAAUUCUUUAG
This is a messenger RNA of Symbiodinium pilosum, 1851 nucleotides long. Lineage: Eukaryota; Dinophyceae; Suessiales; Symbiodiniaceae. The record is from the annotation of a GenBank genome assembly.